GUUCGCUUCCAAAAAUUUCAAUGCACAUCAAGCCAAUGGCUCCGGAUGGUUGAAGACGUUUAGGACUCGACCUACCGCACCGGCUUCAGCGGCCGUCCGCACUGUCCGAAUGGUUCGAGUCUCGUGCGGCAGCAUGAGCCUGUCGCGCGUGUGUGUGUGUGUCGCUUCUGCCUGUUGACAAACUCUUGGAAGAAGUCAGGGGCAAUCUUCUACAUCUACAGGCGGCUUCAAAGCUUUCCAAAGAACCCUCGAAUGGCCGAGCUGGAGGCCCCGAAAUCCAAAGGAGUCCUCGAGUCCCCGCUUGGUACCUUCAUCGCAGUUGCGCUCCUGCUUCUCUCAGUCUACUUCCGCUUCAUCCGAAAGCCCGGGGGGCGCAGACAGGCCAUGGCUGAGAAAGAACCGGAACCGGUGAUAGAGUCAAUUGAGGUGGGGGAGAUCACAGCAUUUGAGCUGGAGCAGUAUGAUGGGAGGGACCCCACCAAGCCGCUCAUGAUGGCGAUCAAGGGCAAUAUCUAUGAUGUAACCAAGGGCAAGGAUUUCUACGGGCCACCCGACGGUCCGUACUGUGCGUUUGCUGGACGGGACGCCAGCCGCGCCCUCGCAAAGAUGUCAUUCAAGCCGGAAGACAUUAACGGGGACCUCGAGGGGCUCACCCUGGCGGAGAUAGACGUUCUAAACGACUGGGAAGCGAAGUUCGACUUCAAGUACAAGAAAGUGGGCAAGAUCAUCGUGGCAGCGUCAUAGCGAACGAAGGUUAUGCAAAGCAGAUUUGGAGAUGUGACUUUGAAGGAUGUUGAUACUAAGAAAGAAUCAAGGUUCGUAAUCGGGUUGGACUUUUCAAUGUUUCUGAUCCUGAUGUUUUGGAUCUGCUAAACUGCAGACCAUGUACAAUAAGGCUUCUUUCAGGUUAGUGCUCGAAGUCCAUUGCUAUUGGGUCCGAGAAGCGGUCUCUGAUUUUUCACAACUUAAAGUGGAGACAUUUUGCUGUAGCUCAAGUAUCUGUGGGAUGAUGUGAUUGGUACGGGGUCCAACACUUGAUGGUUUCAUUGGAUGGUAAGGUGCAUCAGGACCAUAGCCUUACUUGUGGCAGCCUCUUUGAGGGCCAUGCGGACCUUGCUUCCAUCAGCUGUGUAGUCCCGGUCAAAAAUCUGCGCCAGGUGCUUUAGUGUCCCUCCCAAUCCCUAAUCGUGACGUGGUUGCAGCGUGCUAAGGCAAUCUGGAAACAAACGUCACAACUCGCUCUAUAAUACUAUUAUUUGCCUACGACCAAGAGAGUUGCCUAGGAGGUGCUGACUUGUGUUAAUAUAGUAGUGCUCUUGGUGUGCAUAGACGGUUAAAG
This is a messenger RNA of Klebsormidium nitens, 1339 nucleotides long. Lineage: Eukaryota; Viridiplantae; Streptophyta; Klebsormidiophyceae; Klebsormidiales; Klebsormidiaceae. The record is from the annotation of a GenBank genome assembly.